AGACAACAGAUCAAAACGCAAUAGGCGUACUAUGUUUUCAACCUGCAAAAAUUGCAAUGGGUUCCUAACCCUUGGCUGACGUUUAAUUUUAUUUAUUUACGAAAUAAUAAUUGUACAUUUUGUAUAGUUCUAAGUAUAACAUUUGUGUUUAUUUUUAUCAAUUUUUAAUAUUUAUCGUUCAUGAUUAAGAAAUAAUGUCCUUCGAGUACUUGCCCGUGGCCGAAGACGAAAACGAAGAACCCAUAGAACUCCCUAUUGAAGAAGAUGGAACGCUGAUGUUAACAACAGUGUCUGCACAGUUUCCUGGAUGUUGUGGCCUAAAGUACAGGCAUCCUGAAACGAAAACUAUACGUGGCAUCCGACUAAGAGAUGGCAGAUUGUACCCACCCCCUGAAGGCUGGGGUAAUCAAUUAUACGUUUGCAGUUUUCCCAAGGAAAACAAGCGUAAGUCGGGUGAAAACUCAGAAACAUCUACUAGUAAAAACAAACGCAAUGAUAAUCUAUGCUCAGAUUUGAUUGUCUUAGGCUUACCAUGGAAAGCAACUGAGCAAACAGUGAGGGAGUACUUUGAGAAAUUUGGAGAAGUUCUGAUGGCGCAAUUAAAACGAGACCCGAAAACGGGCAUGUCCAAAGGAUUUGCUUUUAUCAGAUUUGCUUCAUAUACAUCUCAAAUGAGAGUGUUAGCCCAGAGACACAUGAUAGAUGGCAGAUGGUGUGAUGUUCGGAUACCUAACUCCAAAGAAGGCUCAGUUACAUCAAUGCCAUGCAAAGUAUUUGUAGGUCGCUGCACAGAAGAGUUAACAGCUAAUGAUUUAAGAGAAUACUUUUCUCAGUUUGGAGAAGUGACAGAUGUAUUUAUUCCAAAGCCAUUUAGAGCUUUUAGUUUUAUUACAUUUUUGGAUCCAGAAGUAGCACAAAGUCUGUGUGGCCAAGAUCAUAUUAUUAAAGGUGUUUCGGUGAAUGUAUCAAAUGCAUCACCAAAACAAAAUAAGAGUGGUUCCAACCAGCGAAAUCUGCCAAGCAGAAACUAUGAAGAAGGGCACCCUCAUAGUGCUUCCAACAAUAACUCAUGGAGCAGCCGUAACAUGGAUAUGGUGAAUAUGCAAGCACUAGGCAUGUCUGGUCAACAUGGACAAACUGCAGUGGCAGGGGGUGCUGGUCAAGCUCAGGGUGGGAGUAUGCCUUUGGGAAUGGGAGGGCUGCCAGUCAACCAGGCAUUAGUAGCAGCACUCAAUCAAGCAGCUGGUUGGGGCCUCAUCAAUAAUAUUCCAUCAGGGGCUUCAGAGCAAGGCCCCUUUGCUGGACCAGCUUCAUCAGCCCCACCGGGUCCACCCAACAUUCUCUCUUGGAUGCAACAAGACACAAACAGCAGUUUCCAGUACAGGCAAUAGUAUAGUGCUUGGUAUAGUUGGUAUAAAUGUCUACCUGAAUGUUGUAGAAUCACUUACACCAACAACAUCUGUAACAAGGCAAGAUCCAGUCAAUUCUCAGAUUCUCAAUGAAAUGUAACAUUAUUUCAUGUCAGUAAUGGAAAAUAAGUUGCAUGUUUAUAAUUUGCCAUAAUAUAUUUAUUUUUCAAACAAUUCAUCUAAUUAAUAGAAUUAAUAAAACUGUGCUUUUGUACAUUAAUAUCUAAUAUAUUUCAACCACAGGCUGUUUGUAAAAAAUAAAAGUCUAUUAAAUUGUUAUCAUUGUUUGUGAAAUAAUGUUGAUUAUUAUAAAUUUAUUGCGUGUUUUCUCAGGUGGAUGUGGGCAUAAGAAUAGAAGACAGAUGUCUAUUUUUGUCGAAAUAAAUAAUAAGACUUAUUUUUGUGAAUAAGCAAUGUGGGAUUCUUUAUUGAAUGGGUAAAUGUAAACUUAAGCACUGACCCAAUAGCCUCUGCAUAUGUUAGUAUGAAAAUGGGUAGGAUGGGUUGUACAAAUUCAUAAUCUGUAAAUAUAAAUAUUCAGACCAACAAUCACACAAUCCAUUUAUUUAAUUAUGUUUUACUAUUUGUAAAUAGGCAUUUGCCAGUUUUACUAUUUAUAAACUGGCAUUUCCCUAAGAGUAUAACAUAGCAAGUUGAAAAUUAGAAAAAACAUCUAUAUAGAUUCAGUCAUAUUCGGCAAAUUGUCUAGUACCUACUGAAGCUUUAUUGGUGUGUUACUAUUAUGUAAUAUGUUACCCUGCUAUGACUAUUAAGUACAACGUGAAAGAAAUCAUUAAUUAGGUAAGCUGACAAUGAACCUGAAGCUAACGAUUUUUGUUUGGUAUUUAUUGUUGAUAAAUCAAAAAUAUUAGGAUAUAUUUGCAGGACUAUCAUCAUUGAUUUCCUACGUCGUUACUAUAAGUAACUUAACUUGAAACUUUUUGAACUGUGUUAUUAUGGGGUACAACUUUUAAAUAUUCAUUAAACAUAUUAUGUUUUAAAAGACAUUUAAUAGUUUUCAAAUCAGAGUUGGGUGUAAUCGAUUACAUUGUAAUCUGAUUGAUAAUCAGAUUAAAAGUUGCAGCAAUAAGCUGUGACAAACAAUGAAAAUAAAAUAAUUUAAACCAUACUUAAAAUACGUAUUGGUAGGUAUAUAUAUGUUCAAUUUUUGACAAUUCGAAUGUUAUUUCUUUACAAUAAGUGCAAGCAAGUCUCAACUCAAGUUUUUCUCUUUUCUGUUUAUAUUGAUUGUGUACUUAUCUGCAUACAGGUGUUGGAA
Molecule: messenger RNA, 2688 nt
Organism: Plodia interpunctella (Indianmeal moth)
Lineage: Eukaryota; Metazoa; Arthropoda; Insecta; Lepidoptera; Pyralidae
Product: TAR DNA-binding protein 43-like
Exons: 2
Coding region: 195-1391 (398 amino acids)
Biological process (GO): regulation of gene expression
Cellular component (GO): chromatin; nucleoplasm
Molecular function (GO): RNA binding
Source: RefSeq, a predicted model, not a curated record